Molecule: messenger RNA, 663 nt
Organism: Benincasa hispida (wax gourd)
Lineage: Eukaryota; Viridiplantae; Streptophyta; Magnoliopsida; Cucurbitales; Cucurbitaceae
Product: cytochrome c oxidase subunit 6b-2
Cellular component (GO): respiratory chain complex IV; mitochondrion
Source: RefSeq, a predicted model, not a curated record
CAAAGAUUGAACAUUUUCUCGUUCAACUUAAACUGCGCCUUCCUCUACGUUACAAUUACAGAGUCUUUCGUUUGAUCUCCUCAAUUUCUUGGAGCUUCAAUACGUUCAGUCAUGGCCGAGAUUGAGCUGAAAACAGCACCUGCUGACUUCCGAUUCCCUACUACAAACCAAACCAGGCACUGUUUCACUCGUUACAUUGAGUUCCACAGGUGCCUGACAGCAAAGGGUGAGGAGUCUGGUGAAUGUGAGAGAUUUGCAAAGUACUAUCGUGCUCUUUGCCCUGGUGAAUGGGUCGAUAAAUGGAAUGAGCAGAGGGAGAACGGCACUUUCCCCGGCCCUCUUUGAACGAAUGUUGAUUGGCCAGAAAGCACAGAUUGUGAAUUUAUGCUUGUUCUCAAGUUCUAUCAAAAAACUGUUUGGGAGUUCCAUUGUUUUUCAUUGCAUCUGAGAGAAUAAUAAAGGAUAGUCAUUUUGUUUCAUGUCUUUCUUGGGUAGUUAUGGCUCAAUUGUUGAUUGUGGACAGGCUGAAUUGAUCCCAAUGCCCCUUGCCAUUUCUCGAUCCUUUCUCGUCCAUUCGACUUCUGUUCAGAUCGUUUUCAAUCUUCUGUGUAAUUAGAUCUUUAUACCAACUUAAUCUGCAUUAUUUUAUUGUUGGUUUCUGAA